GGGGCGGAAGUGAGGAGCGCUCCAGACGUCCCCCCUCCUCCGGCGCUGUGGCUGUCGCCGUCGCUAUGGAGUAGCUGGAGCGGGACGGGGCCGAGCUGGGGUCGGAGUGAGAGACGGAGCCGACGUGACAGGUGGCCCGCCGAGCCCACGGGGCGACGGGCAGCCGGCCCCUGCUCCGGCAGCUUCCCGCGGGCUCAGGAUAAUACAUUGGUGCACAGUUGAGAAAAUGGAGUCCAUGCUGAAUAAAUUGAAGAGCACCGUUACAAAGGUAACGGCUGAUGUCACCAGUGCAGUCAUGGGAAAUCCUGUUACCAGGGAAUUUGAUGUUGGCCGACAUAUUGCCAGCGGUGGUAAUGGACUUGCUUGGAAGAUAUUUAAUGGAACUAAAAAAUCAACUAAACAGGAAGUGGCUGUUUUUGUCUUCGAUAAGAAGCUAAUAGACAAGUAUCAAAAAUUUGAAAAGGAUCAGAUUAUUGAUUCUUUAAAACGAGGUGUUCAACAGCUAACCAGGCUUCGACACCCUCGACUACUUACUGUUCAACAUCCAUUGGAAGAAUCCAGGGAUUGCUUGGCAUUUUGUACAGAACCAGUCUGUGCAAGUUUAGCUAACGUUCUUGGCAGCUGGGACAACCUACCUUCUCCUUUACCAUCUGAUAUUAAAGAAUACAAACUUUAUGAUGUGGAGACCAAAUACGGUUUGCUUCAGGUUUCUGAAGGCUUGUCGUUUUUGCAUAGCAGUGUGAAAAUGGUCCAUGGAAAUAUUACUCCUGAAAAUAUAAUUUUGAAUAAGAGUGGAGCUUGGAAAAUUAUGGGCUUUGAUUUUUGUAUCCAGUCAACAAAUCCAUCUGAACAGGAACCAAAGUUCCCUUGUAAGGAAUGGGAUCCAAACUUGCCAUCCUUGUGUCUUCCAAAUCCUGAAUAUCUGGCACCAGAAUAUAUUCUGUCCGUGAGCUGUGAGACAGCCAGUGAUAUGUACUCUCUAGGAGCUGUUAUGUAUGCAGUGUUUAAUAAAGGGAAACCAAUUUUUGAGGUCAACAAGCAGGAUAUUUAUAAAAGCUUUAGUAGACAACUGGAUCAGCUGAGCCGUUUAAGCUCCAGUACUCUUCAGAAUAUACCAGAGGAAGUGCGUGAACAUGUAAAGCUACUCUUAAAUGUAGCUCCAGCAGUCAGACCAGACGCAGAUCAAAUGACUAAGAUACCAUUCUUCGAUGAUGUAGGAGCAAUGACGCUUCAGUAUUUUGAUUCAUUAUUUCAAAGGGAUAACCUUCAGAAAUCACAGUUUUUUAAAGGGCUACCAAAGGUUCUGCCAAAACUACCUAAGCGUGUUAUAAUUCAGCGAAUUUUGCCUUGCUUGACUUCUGAAUUUGUGAAUCCUGAUAUGGUACCCUUUGUCUUGCCUAACGUUCUCCUAAUUGCUGAGGAAUGCACCAAAGAAGAAUAUAUCAGGCUCAUUCUGCCUGAUCUUGGUCCUGUUUUUAAGCAGCAAGAACCAAUCCAGAUCUUGUUGAUCUUCCUGCAAAAAAUGGACUUGCUUCUAACCAAAACUCCACCGGAUGAAAUAAAAAACAGUGUCCUACCAAUGGUUUAUAGAGCCUUGGAAGCACCUUCAAUUCAGAUCCAGGAGCUUUGCCUAAACAUAAUUCCCACAUUUGCCAAUUUAAUAGAUUACCCAUCAAUGAAAAAUUCAUUAAUUCCAAGAAUUAAAAAUGCCUGUUUGCAAACAUCUUCUCUUGCUGUCCGGGUAAACUCAUUAGUGUGCUUAGGGAAGAUUUUGGAGUACUUGGAUAAAUGGUUUGUGCUUGAUGAUAUUUUACCUUUUCUACAACAAAUUCCAUCCAAGGAACCUGCAGUGCUAAUGGGCAUUUUAGGUAUUUACAAAUGUACAUUUACUCAUAAGAAGUUGGGAAUAACCAAAGAACAGCUUGCAGGAAAAGUAUUGCCCCAUCUGAUUCCUCUUAGUAUUGAGAACAAUCUUAAUCUCAAUCAGUUCAAUUCUUUUAUUUGUGUUAUAAAAGAUAUGCUUAGUAGAUUGGAAGCGGAGCAUAAAACGAAACUUGAGCAACUUCAUGUCAUGCAAGAGCAACAGAAAUCUUUGGACAUAGCUAACCAAAUGAGCGUGUCUGAAGAGGCAAGAUCUAGUAGUACAAGUAAUCAGAUUGACAAGGUAUUUAAUACUAGUGGAACUGACCUCCUAACUAGUGGAUCUGAUAGUAAAGAGAUUGAGAUGUCAUCAAAACAGAAAAAGGCAUCACUUACACUUGAAGAGAAGCAAAAGUUAGCCAAAGAACAAGAACAGGCGCAGAAACUGAAAAGCCAGCCACCUCUUAAGCCACAAGCAACUGCAAUCACACCUCCAGUGAAGCAGACAAAAGACUUGACAGAUACCUUGAUAGAUAAUAUGUCAUCUUUGACUAGCCAUUCUAUCAACAAAGCUAAAGUUGCAUCUUCAAACAACUUUUCUUCUGUCCCUUCUAUGGGUGUUGGAAUGGGAUUUUCAUCACCUGUUGACAACACAAAGAGAAACAUGACAAACGGACUAAAUACUAACAUGGGUUUUCAGACUGCUGGAUUCGGUAUGGGAGCUGGUCCCACAACUCAGAAUUUCUUCAGUGGUCCAAGUGCAACAGGAACAACCAAGAUGAACAUUGUACCAACUGCCAAUAUGCCAAAUUACAGUCCUAUGAAUGCUGCGUCUGCGAUCUCUCCACUGACACAACAAAACAGACCCCCAGAUAUGUCUGCUUUAGAUAAUCUUUUUGGUCCUCAAAAACCCAAAGUUAGCAUGAAGCAGUUGGCUCAACAGCAAUCAAGCCAGUGGGUUAAUCAGUUCGUACCCCCGCAAGGGUCCCCAAAUGCGAGUGGUUCGGUCUUGGGACCUCAGAUGAACAUGAUAGCGCAGCCUGGCUUUGGUAUACAGGGUAACCCUUUCUUUGCUCCUCAGAACUUUGUACAACCAGCAAACACAAUGACAAACAGCAGCUCAGCUAGUAAUGACUUAAAAGAUCUUUUUGGAAAAAGCAUGACUUGGGGAAACUUUCAGCCCAGCAGAGUAAAGACUUUUGCACUGGAAAACAGCCUGAUUGUGCAUUCACAUGGUACUGCAGUGGAAUUGCAUAAGUGCAAAGUCACCUUACAUGCUAAAGAUUUCCUGUCUCUUUACCAAACGUCAGAGCGCUGAAGGUAGGAUGCAUAUAUUCAAUCAAAAAAGAAGUUAAGUAUUUCAAAAUUAUUCAGAAGUAUACUCAAUCAACUCCCAUGAAAUUUCCUACAAAAUUUUGUUUCUUAACUUCCACAAAAAGGCUUACGGGGUAAUAACACUAGAGAAUGCAACCCUGCAGCACAGUCCUUUCAGUUUCUGCUAAAUUCUUACUGAUGAUUUGUGUUGCCUGAAUUUGGCACAAACUGUCAUUUUGCCCUAUGACAGUUUGCAAAAACUUUCUUAUGCUGCCUCAAAAAUUUUGAUAGCCAUGUUACAUCUCUUUUGACUUUCUUCUCUUACAAGAGAAUUAGAAUUAAUGUCAUAGUAAACUACAAGAUUCAGGAAGCAUAAGAAGUUGUUUUAAAAUUUUGUGCAAGUUUGGGACAGAGUAAGAACACUGCUCCAAUGGUCAUGCUGGUUUACAACCUCUUUUAUAAUGGCAGAUCCUUCUUACCAGCCCCACAGCAAAAGCAACAUACCACUUAAGCAGGAUUUUAAAAUACAUCUGGUGACUUAUCACAUUUAUUAUGUAUUCCUUUUUUUUUUUUUUUUUUUUUUUUAGCUAAUUUGAUACUGCUUCUAACUGGUGUGGAGAAAGAAUAUGAGUAGUUAUGGAACCUCCUAAAAAGAAUGUUCUCUGUAAAAUUCACAUUGACUGCCCCAACUGUGUAACUAAACAGUUGUGUGUAACUCAAUGCACACUGUUUAGUUACACAGAAAUAUCUUUAAUUACUUCAUAGUUUUUGGCUUUAUUGGGAAGAUGGAAAAGGAUUACCUCAUACAAGUUGCACAUGGUUGUGUGAAAAAGCAGACUGCCAUAAAUUUUCCUGACUAGAAUGAACUAUUGCAUUUUAAUUUUGUUUUAACUCAAGUCCUUAUGAAGGAUGGAUUAAUAUGAAGCGAGUUCUCAAAUAUGGAUUUGUAAGCUCUAGAAUAUAUGGUAAAUACACAGGCAUUUCAGAUCCUUUUUAUUGUAUUACUCCAAAUUUAAUAAAGCUCUCCAGAAAUCCAAACAGUAGUUUCUUCUACUUCCCAGAAGGUGCAUGUUCAGCUUGCCCAUGAUAGAAUCUCUACUCUGUCAGAUACUACUGUAGGAUUUAAACUUUUUCUUUCCUAGGAAUUUCAGGAGCUUUCUUACAUAAUAUUUUGAAGACUAUAGCUGGCUAUUUUGAGAAGAAAAGGACUAGUUACCUUUUUUAUGGAAAGCCUACAUGCUUUAUUUUUCAAAGCCUUUCACUGAAGAAAUUGUUAUUUCAUUUGCUGCUUAAGAAACCAAAGGGCCUUAUGCUGUAAAUGUGACUUGUAUUUUGUUAUACUUCCACAGUUCUAAGCGGUAAUAGCAUUAAGCAUAUUUCUUAAAUAAUUGUUUAUGUAUUAUAGCUGCUGCCUUAGUCCUAUUAUUUUAAAAUACCUGGGACCAGUGAAAUUGUGGUUUAGAAAACAAUACCUAACACGUUGUGAUGCUUAUGUGCUGUUAAUAUUCAUGGUAAACAUUGUAGGUUAUGUUAAGAAAUCUGUGUAAACUUAAGUACAAUACUAGAACUGUUAAGCUAUUUAAGUUCAUUUACGGUUACUAGUACUCUACACUCUCAAUCACACUAAUGUCUUCUUUUAUGUCAACUUUUGAAAGCUACGUUUUAUUAGGGUAACUUAAGGCAAGCCUUUGAAGAAUUACUUGAAUCUGUAUUCCUCUAAAUUAUUUGGAAAAUAAGUUUAUAUUAAAAAUAACAUCUCUUAGGACUCUACAAUGUAUUAAAUUAAUACAUCCAUGAUAAAGGCAGUCUUAAAUGUCAGUAUCCUGAUCUGGGGUUUCAGUCACUGAUCCCCAUGGACUAGGGGCUUUUCAGAACUGGAUUUUAAUUUAACCUAUUGGAGGGAAAAUUAACUGAAAAAAUUUGAUCUGAUUUUAUAUACUAGACCUCCUAAACUGUGGAGUUUGGAGUAUAUGCUUUUGGCAUGGGCUAUCUGAGACAUAAUCUCUUUUGUAAGAACAAAGUAAAAAAAAUCCUACAAGUUCAAAUUAAGAGAGGCUUUUCUAUGCAGUGGUAAUGUGAUGGAAUAAGAUCUUUAUCUGGCUCAAGUAAUAGGAUGUUUUUUCUGUUUAUAUUUGAGAACAUAAUUUUGAUUUCUCUUGUUUGCUGCAAUUUUCAGAAUGACUAGAGUAGAAGAAUAACAACAAAGAAAACCGAAAAGGGUGCUUAUGAAAGUUAUAACAAAUUUUUCCAGUUAUUUUAAAAUAAAAUAAAAAACCCCUUCAGUUAAAAUGAGAGGGUCAAAUCCCUCUUCCUUAUAGAUGUUUUCCUGCUUAAUGUGUCAGGAAAUUGUGUGUGUGUGAAGUUCUCUAAUUAUUUCUUCUUAACUUAAGGGAAAGAGGAUUUGCAAGAGGUAAGUCAUUUGGCCCCUGCUACAAUAGUUUUUCUUUAGGAAGCCUUGUCCAGUUGAUCUCUCCACUUGGAAGUCGUCAUUCUGAGGCCCUGCAAGAGGCUGGAAGACUCAUGUCGUGGCCAGAGUGAAUACCGUUGUUUGAGAGCACCAGUUGUGCUUCACAUCCAAGUUGUUGUUUGGGAAAGUAGGAGGAAGGGACGAUGUUACAAAAUGUAGGCAUUCCAGGGGCCUUCUGUUUCUGAACUUGGAUGGAAAGAAGUGUUACAUCUAGCUUGGCCUGAAGCAGAAGGACUGUAUAGUCCUAAUGCAAAAUGAAAUGGAGAACACAGGUUUGAAAUUGGUAUCUAAUUAAGAAAUUGCAGAUUCUGUUACUGAAAAAGUAACCUGAUAUAAAAUAAGUUCUUAUUACAAUGCCUUGAACAGUACUGUAAAUUCAACCUCUGUAUUCAACCUAAUUUAAAGGAAAAAAUGUGGAAGCCUGGCAGGUUGUAUCAUCACCUUAAAGCCCACUGCAAGCAGAUCUUCAUUCUACUGUGGAAAUUAGAGCAGGGUCCUGGCUGAACUGCCCAGCCCACCUGCUUUACUUUACAUUCAUUUGUAAAGAAGAGCUGAAGAGAAGGGUGUAAAGUUCCUAUUCUUUAAUUGAUUUAUCUAUAUUAUGUUUACUACAAAAGGAGAAAAGAAGUGAAAAUAGCUGCACAUCUUAAGUAUAAGCAUCAGUUGUCCUUUGGCUGCUCUGGUGUAUGGUAAAUGAACGUUGACUGCACCAAGACAGCAGUGUUUUCCAUAUAAGAACUGUUGGUUCCAUUUGGUUUUAAGUAUGAAAGUCUCUGAAGCAUCCUCUGAAAAUUCAGUUGCAGAAAACAAACUAAUCCUGCUAGAUGGAAGGAUGGUAUUAAAGAGGCCUGAAAAAUUUCAUCUGCUGUGGCUGAUGGAGAGGAACCUUGAAACUACUGAGUUAGAGAUUAGCUUAGAAGCCCCAAGGUCUGCCCCUCUCAAGAGGGGAGAAACAGGGAGUGAAAUGGCUCAGGUGUCAUUUCAGGGGUGGAUGAGGGAGCAGAUUCGCUGUUCCUUUUCACACAAGUGGUGUGAAUAAGGCACAGAACAACAGCCUGUGGAACCUGCUCGUGCAGGAGGACAGGAGUACCAGAGGAGUCUUUUGAAAGGUAAAGGGGUCCACCAAUUAUUUGGGAGAUGGGGAGAGAGAUUUUACUGAGAACAUGGGUAGCAUGCCCUGGUUUGUUUGAAUGGAGAUACUAUGACUUCAUCUCUCAAUGGUGAAGUGAAUUGGAAAUAUCAUGGGGAAGUUGUGGCCUUACAGGUCUGCAUAGAUGCUGAGUAUCCCAAGUAAAAACCUGAAUUUUUGGAUGCGUAGGUGCACAAACUUUCAAGCCUUGUUAUUUAAAACUUUCCUUUUCUGUUAACGUUUUGUCUUUUUAUCAAUACUUGUUUCACAUUUAUGUGGAACUUUAACAUAUGCCCCAAUGGCCUUUUAAAGUAAGAAAAAUGUGUGUUAACUUUUGUAUUAUAACUGCUGUUAUAAUGUAUUCUAGGUCUGUAGAUAGAGAAGUAAGUGUGUAUAUAGAUUACAGGAUUUUGGAUUUUUCAGUUCAGUUGCACCAAAAGAGCAAAGAUUAAAUGAGAAGUUAGAUUUGAAUCAAAUUCCACAAGGCUUCCAUAUAAGCUAACAAUUAUAUGAUACUUUUGUUAUCUAUUAUAAAUUUGCAUGCUUAGUCUGCCAACAUCUACUUGAUUUGAGCAGAAAAGGAAAGGUUUUAAAAUGUAAGUUUAUGAACACUGGAUCUCUCAUUGUAGCUGAAGUUUUUGGACUUCAGAGUGGCCUUUGUUUAUUGAUUAGGAGGUUUUUAUUGGGGGUGGGUGGGAUAUCACUGAUUUGUGCCAUUUCCAACAAAAGAAAUGGGGGGAGGGGAAAGUACAGAAGAAAUACCUGUUGUAUGUGUGACCCUUUUUUGUUCUUUGUUAAGAGAUAUGCUGCAUUUUAUAUAGUCAUUGUGAACUUUUACUCUGAAAUAGCUGUGAGGAAACCUAUCUGGAGAAUUUCAGAUGAGUUAGCUGAUUUUCAAGUGAGGUCCUGCCUUGUACCUUACUUUCCAUUAGGUUUUGACUGCUUUAUGAGGAAAUUACACAAGGCAGUAAAACCUUGGAUUAAUACACCAAAUCCUCUUGCCUUCCAGGCCUCACACGUGUAUCAACAGAACAAAUAAGCCCCUGAAGUUGUCUUGUCUUUAAGUUCUCUGAAACAGUUCUAACUGCUGUACAGAUUUCUGAGAUGAAGUUGUAAAUCAAAAUGUGUUAUAGUGAACUCAGGCCUUGUGCAAAAUAUUUAAUACUUGUUUAUUUGUCUAAUCGUACAGUCUCUGUACUAGUGGCAGUUUUAUGUUCUGAUUGUAAAACAUUAAAAUUCUAAUGAGAUUUAUAAAGUGAUGUUAGUGUAGUGUCAGCUGUGAUUCAUAAUUAGAACUGUCAUAGCAUGGCAUUAGUGUAUAUCUGGUUUAUUGGACAGCUCUUCAAAAAUUUAUUCUUGUAUCAACUUUUAGAUCAGCUACUUAAAAAAUAUGUAAAAGGUACAGUGACAGUUUCAAGAAAUUCAUAUCCCUUUGUACUGUGAAUGAAGUUGCCUAUGGAAAUAAAUGAACUUUUCA
Molecule: messenger RNA, 8247 nt
Organism: Grus americana (Whooping crane)
Lineage: Eukaryota; Metazoa; Chordata; Aves; Gruiformes; Gruidae
Gene: SCYL2
Product: SCY1 like pseudokinase 2
Exons: 19
Coding region: 227-3178 (983 amino acids)
Biological process (GO): protein phosphorylation
Molecular function (GO): ATP binding; protein kinase activity
Source: RefSeq, a predicted model, not a curated record